This is a messenger RNA of Puntigrus tetrazona (Sumatra barb), 1383 nucleotides long. It is a transcript of the gene ercc1, whose product is annotated as excision repair cross-complementation group 1. NCBI's taxonomy places the organism in Eukaryota, Metazoa, Chordata, Actinopteri, Cypriniformes, Cyprinidae. Bases 84 to 1109 code for a protein of 341 amino acids. Gene Ontology annotation, cellular component: nucleotide-excision repair factor 1 complex; nucleus; ERCC4-ERCC1 complex. Gene Ontology annotation, biological process: UV-damage excision repair; nucleotide-excision repair; meiotic mismatch repair. Gene Ontology annotation, molecular function: single-stranded DNA binding; damaged DNA binding. The transcript is spliced from 9 exons. The record is from RefSeq and is a predicted model, not a curated record.
GUGUGCGACACUUUUGUCUGACACUGUUAAACUGUGAUGGCGGUAGAUGGACUUUGUUUGUGCAUUUACUGAUUAAUUAUAAAAUGGAAAAAAAGAGGUUCAAUAUCAAUUUGGACGACACCGCGUUCACAAAGGAAAGAAGUCUGGUGACAUCUUUAUUUAAGGCCAAGGACGGUCAAGCAGAGACCUCAUCUGCUCAGAAUGCUCUUCCAGCUCCCGGCCAACCACUGUCCUACGCAGAUUUUGUCGUUCAGAACAAAAACAGAGCUCUUCAGGGAGCAGCCCAUGUACCAGAGAAACAAAGUAGGAGCGAUGCUGCAGCGCAAAGCAAUGUAAAUACAGCUGACAGUGGAUCAGUUAGUACAUCCUCCACAGACUCCGGGAAGCCUGAGACUGAGCAGCGGAGACCAGAAAAAGUACCGACAGAAGAUCAAACGAAGGAGGAAAGUCAGAGUUCGGAGAGUUGUAUCAUUCCUCCUCAUCUCUUAGGAUCCGGAAACAGUAUUAUUGUCAGUCCUCGACAGAGAGGCAACCCCAUUCUAAAGUUUGUGAGAAAUGUUCCUUGGGAAUUUGGAGAAGUUGUGCCUGACUAUGUUUUGGGGCGGACAACUUGUGCUCUUUUUCUGAGUGUGCGUUACCAUAAUUUGAACCCAAACUACAUCCACGAGCGUCUGAAACAGUUGGGUCAGAGUUUCACCCUCAGAGUGUUGCUCGUCCAAGUUGAUGUGAAAGACCCUCAUCAUGCACUGAAAGAGCUUGCUCGCAUAAGCAUCAUGGCUGACUGUACCCUCAUUUUGGCCUGGAGUCCUGAAGAAGCAGGUCGUUACCUUGAGACUUAUAAAUCCUACGAGAAGAAACCUGCAGAUGUUCUGAAAGAACAAGUGGAGAAGAAUUACCUGUCCCAGGUUACAGAUUGUUUAACCACAGUAAAGUCUGUCAAUAAGACCGAUGCCAUGACUCUUCUGUCUACAUUUUCUUCUUUGGAGGGCAUCGUUAAGGCAUCUAAAGAAGAACUAGUGUUGUGUCCUGGACUUGGUCCACAAAAGGCAAGAAGGCUUUAUGAUGUACUGCAUCAGCCCUUCAUAAAGACCAAAAAGAAGGAAAGCUGAUAAAGCCAAACUGUUUUUUGUUUUUUUUAAAAUCACCAACUGUCUUCAAACAAAGUGCCUAGAACAAGGAUCUAAGGCAAUAUAGCCAAUGAUCAUCUGGAGGCUUCAGGCUCUUUUUGGCCUGUGAUUAUCGAACUGUAAUUGUGGAAAAACAGACAUAAAUGCAGUGGUUUAUUUAUUAUUUUUGUUUAAAGUUUAACCUGCUGUAAAUUGAGUUUGACUUAGUUUGACUUGUUUAUGAAAAAAAUUCAAUAAAUUUCAAGGGUAUUCUGCA